AUGAUAUUCACAUUUGUUUGGGCUGGAUGGGAAGGCAUUGCACAUGAUUCUCGAGUUCUGACAGAAGUUGCAUGUAACCCAACUUCAGGAGUUCUGUUUCCUCCACCAAGUAAAUACUAUCUUUAUGAUGCCGCAUAUACCAAUACUCGUGGAUUUAUGACCCCCUAUCACAAUACAAGGAGAUGCAAUAUUCAAGAUCGAUUGUUUAUGGAGUAUGAUGAAAACAUGUUUACCAUCAAAGAACAAAGUGAAGGAAUCGAGGAAGAAAGCAUCGAGGAAGAUGUUGGAGAAACACAAUGGGGUCCCCAAGGCAGUGAAUAUAUGACUGAUUUGUGUGAUCAGAUUGCAAAUCAAUUAAUGUUGAAUGCUUGA
Cynara cardunculus var. scolymus (artichoke) is the source of this 372-nucleotide messenger RNA. RefSeq lists its product as uncharacterized. The coding region runs from base 1 to 372 and encodes 123 amino acids. NCBI's taxonomy places the organism in Eukaryota, Viridiplantae, Streptophyta, Magnoliopsida, Asterales, Asteraceae. The record is from RefSeq and is a predicted model, not a curated record. The transcript is spliced from 3 exons.